CACAGGAAUACGAACUAGCACAUAGGUCCAUAUUUGAAAAGCAAUUCUAUGACUGAUAUGGAGCAAAGUUUACUGUUGUACCAUUGCUAAAACGCAAAGCCAUCAACGGCCAAGACUCGGGUGCAGCUCCCGCUGCAUUCUAAUAUAAGCUGGAGAUGUUUCUCAGCCUUGCUGCCAAAUCAUCCGGCCCGAAGUGGAGACGUUAGUCUCUACGCUGUGCGGGGUUUCUCAUGUGGAUAGAUCAUAAGUUAGUGAGAAAGUGCCAAGUUGAAAACACAUCGUUCUGAGUUCUGUUUCUCUAGAAGCCUGGGGAGAAGUUAGCAAAUCUGGAAAUAGACAAUGUCAUCGUACAAGUACCCCCCUCUCCCUUCGGGAAAUGUAUCUACACGCAUGCUUCGCUUGUUACCGCAUGAAGAUACGAAUGCCCAAAUACAAUGCGAGCUUAUCACAUACUCUUUAUCAAAGCCAGGGAGGGGAAAGCACAUUUACGAAGCCCUGUCAUAUGUAUGGGGCAAAGAGAAGGCUUCUCGUCCUAUCUUCACAAACGGAUGUGAAUUUGCAGUUACGAAAAACCUAUACGCAGCACUGUCGCACCUCCGGGAUCAUCAGCUGGACAGGAUACUGUGGGUUGAUGCAGUAUGCAUUGACCAAGGCAACUUGGAGGAAAAGUCCGAGCAGAUUGGGCUCAUGAGGAGGAUAUACGCCCAAGCGAACUGCGUUAUUGUCUGGCUGGGAAAGGAGGAAGAGGGUAGCGACAAAGCGAUUGAAAGGAUUCGCUCCGCGGCAGGAGAUGUGUCUCUGAAGCCAUUACCUCCAAAACCGGAUACAAAUACCAUUUAUCCUAUGCUUACCAAGGAGGAGGAGUCUUCACUCCGGGACAAGAUCGAGAAAGAACAUGCACCAAUAGAUCAUACGGAAUGCUUGAACUUGCUGCAGCGACCUUGGUUCCGCCGCAUUUGGGUUCUACAGGAAGUCGGUGUUGCAAAGUGGAUUUCCAUCAUGUGCGGCUUUGCUGAGAUAAACGGAUACAGCUUUUGCGCCGGCUUGAGCAACCUAGAGUUCAGUGAGGGGUUAAUCAUACCAGGCCAAAUUCGCCCAGUAACCAAUCUCAUGAGAAGGUCUAUUUUUCGGCCACCGUACACGUCUGAGCUACACGGCCAAUUCACUCUAGGGGAACUAAUUGACAUGUAUCAUACCCAUGAGGCUACUAAGCAACAUGACAAAGUGUAUGCGAUACUUGGACUAAGCACAGAUGAAACUGCUCUAUCGGCUAAUUACAAACUACCAUGGAGCUCGGUAUUCCGACAGUUGGUCACAUAUAUCUUCCCAGGUAUUUGUGACAUUAAGAUACGUGGCACAUCAGUGCUCGAGGGCAGGGGGUGUAUUCUGGGUUUAAUUGACUCGGUUACGCACCACGGGAUUGAACAUGAGCGACAACGAGUAGAUGUUUUCUUUAAUAAUACUGCCCAUGCAAGUUACUACGAGUCUUCCUGGAGCUCUCGUUGGGAGCUUCAGGCGUCAGCCAAGCCUAUCGAGAAAGGCGACAUUGUCUGGCUCUUUUCCGGGGCUUUAAAGCCUAGUAUUAUUCGGCUCAGUAGAGAUUAUUUCAAUGUUAUCUCUAUUGGCGUGUCGCCAAGGCUGGACAGUUGUGAGGCUGGAAUGAGCUCGGUCCCUGAUAAGAAUCGCGAAGCAACGUCUCCGGUGAAUCUUCAUGACAUCUCUGUUAUCUGGAACCUGGAAGUUACCCCAAACUACCCCGAAGCAGCUAGUGGAAGUGAACUUCACCCAGGAUCCUCGGCACCAGGAGGUUCGGACUCGACCCAAACGGCCAAGAGAUGUGAUGAUAACCCCGCCCUUGAAGAGAUUGCCAUGAUGAUAUUGAACAAGCCACUCGGCGCAGGAAAGGCAAUGGAAUCCUUUCUUCAUCAUGAAACAUCCACAUUUAAAAUCCCGGAAAGGUUAGUCAAAGCAGUAGCGGCCAGUACCGGUGAAGAAGCACAUUUGGUAAUGGAGGCGCUCUGUAAGCAAAGAAGCACCCUACCCACCACUGAAGAAGUCGUUCAAGCAGCGGCAGCGAACCCUAACAGAGGACAUUAUAUUAUCAACGUCCUCUUUGAAUAUAAAGGAGACGGCCUCCCUAUCACUGAAGAGGUAGUGAAGACAGCGGUCACAAACCCUGGCCGAGCACUCGAAAUCAUUCAUAUAUUUUGUAGGCUUAGAGGAGCGAGCCUUCCUGUUACUGAGGAGGUUAUUAUGGCAGCGGUAUCCACCCCUGGCCACAAUGCCUAUUAUGUCAUGAAAGCCUUGUGUAGAUGCAGAGAUGACCUCCCAAUCUCAAGGGAAGUGCUCAGGGCAGCAGGAAAUCAACUUGAACAGGGAUAUAAGAUCCUUCGGUUAUUGAGUGACUCUGGGUAUGACAUUUACCCGCCUGUUCGCUGAUUCUGGGAUAUAUUUCAACCCCUCAACAAGUGCCUUGCUGUAUACACAUGUAACAUACUACUCUUUAUUGAGAAGUCCGCAGCUGCUCUAUCCUUGUAGUAUAAGAUAUUUCCCAAGAAUGUGGGCUUUACACCUAUGUCGGUCUGAAAUUCUAGCAAAGUCUUUAGCUAUAUAACACGGGCCUAGAAUCCGUCAAGUCAGUGUGUCAGGAAUAUAACUCUUACAAAAAUGGAAAUUAAUCACUCAUGAAACAAGAAGAAAGAUAAAACCCUACUAUCUCGAGUCUCGAAUGGGUUGCUUAAAUAGCGCUUUCAGGUGAGAAUCCCCUCGGGGUAUGUCGAAUAUUCGCCGAGAUAGAGCUCGGAUAUACCCUAAUUAGCCUCACGUGCUAUAGUAGUGUAAGAUGCACACGUGAUGCCCUCUGCCCAGGCGAAUAGUCUCGAGUUCAUUAAUCUCACCGCGUAUCUGAUGAGCAGUUCUCUUCCAUUGAGUCCAUCAGAAGCCGCUUUCUACUAUCACGAGCGAAAAAGGUCUGGUAUAAGAUGAAAACGAAUAAAACAUACGCGUAUCCUCUUCAAAUAUACUUAUAUCAGCAAGCGUUCUAACUGUCACGUUUGACAAUUCAUGUUAACAUGGUUUAUACUCAUGCCU
Molecule: messenger RNA, 3090 nt
Organism: Aspergillus alliaceus
Lineage: Eukaryota; Fungi; Ascomycota; Eurotiomycetes; Eurotiales; Aspergillaceae
Product: HET domain-containing protein
Exons: 2
Coding region: 340-2439 (699 amino acids)
Source: RefSeq, a predicted model, not a curated record